Molecule: messenger RNA, 4768 nt
Organism: Lytechinus variegatus (green sea urchin)
Lineage: Eukaryota; Metazoa; Echinodermata; Echinoidea; Temnopleuroida; Toxopneustidae
Product: transient-receptor-potential-like protein
Biological process (GO): regulation of cytosolic calcium ion concentration; calcium ion transmembrane transport; manganese ion transport
Cellular component (GO): cation channel complex; membrane
Molecular function (GO): store-operated calcium channel activity; protein binding; inositol 1,4,5 trisphosphate binding
Source: RefSeq, a predicted model, not a curated record
AAAUCAUCAUCUCCGUCAUCCAUCAUGCAUUCGAUAUCUUCGACCACGGAACUCAACCCCCAUCGUCUGCCGACCCCGGCUCAGACACCAUGCCGGCAUCACAACAGUCACCUACCCGGAUACCUAUCCGUACCGGGUCUCACGGCAAAUGGUAUCGGGUCCGAUCUUUCACUGAUAUCCGGUGUUAGUAACAUUCCCUUACAGCUCUUCAGCGAAGGGCAGCGCAUCACCGUCAAGGAGCGGGAAUUUCUCGAGGCUGCGGAGAAGGGCGACAAAGCCACCAUAGUUCGCUGCCUUCAGGGAGAGAAUCCAGUCAACGUGAAUGUCAGUAACCUCCUGGGGCGCAGCGCAUUGCAGAUGGCGGUAGAUAAUGAGAAUCUGGAGAUCGUUGAACUCUUGCUCGCACAGCCUGAUGUGGAAAUAGGCGAUGCUCUACUCCAGGCGAUACGCGAAGGAGUCUACCGCAUGGUAGAGAUGAUGGUAAACCACCCGAGUAUUUCCCGCCAGAUGCUCGGGGAAGGAUGGGCGUCGGCCAACAAGUCCCGCCACCAGGAGAGCUCGGACUACUCGCCGGACAUCUCGCCGGUGAUCCUGGCGGCCCACUGCAACCAGGUCAAGAUACUCCAGCUUCUCCUCACCCGUGGCGCCACCAUCUACAAGCCACAUCCGUGCGUCUGCGCAUGCGCGGUGUGUGAGGAGAAGCAAAAGCAGGACAGCCUGCGCUACUCACUGGACCGCAUCAAUACUUAUCGCGCCCUCGCGAGUCCGGCUUGGAUCUCGCUGACAAGUUGUGAUCCCGUUCUCACUGCCUUUAAAUUGAGCUGGGAGUUGCAGCGACUGGCCAUGCGGGAAAAUGAAUUCAAGGAUAUCUAUUUGACGCUCAGUGAGCAGGCAAAAGCCUAUGCCGUCGAUCUUCUCGAACAAUGCCGAAGCUCUGAGGAGGUCAUCGCCCUACUCGACAAGCAGAGCUCGGAGGAUGACGACGACGAGGGUUACGGGUCGGAUGAGAUGAACAGCGGGAAACUCACUCUAUCCCGGCUCAAACUAGCUCUGAAAUACGAACAGAAACAGUUCGUAGCACAUCCCCACACGCAACAGCUCCUGGCAUCUAUUUGGUACGAAGGUCUACGAUGGAGGCGGCGUAACUGGUUCGUCAAGAGCCUCAUCUGCUGCGCUUUGAUCUGCCUCUUCCCCAUCAUGGCCCUCUACUAUCUGUUAUUUCCUCGGACCCCGAUAGGGACGUUGCUGAGGUCACCGUUCAUGAAGUUCUUGAACCACAGCGCCUCCUUCAUCUUCUUUCUCCUCCUCCUCGUCAUGGCGUCGUCGACCGUCAGUGUGAACUCGGACCGGGGUCGCGCGCCGGACACGACCGAAGGUUUCAUCCUCAUCUUCGUACUUGGUAUGAUUUGGGCUGAAUGCAAACAGCUCUGGGAGGAAGGCCUUCGAGCUUACAUUAGGCAAUGGUGGAAUUGGCUGGACUUCAUCAUGCUUUCAUUAUACCUCUGCACAUUCAGUCUACGCUUGGUAGCAGCAAUCCAGAAUAAUCGUGGGAAGUACAACGACGGGUUGCACCGAGCAGACUGGCCUGCCGGCGACCCGACCCUCCUCUCCGAGGGCGUCUUUGCCAUCGCAAACGUGUUCAGUUUUGCUCGGAUCAUCUACCUCUUUCAGGCUAAUCCUUACUUAGGUCCACUCCAAAUAUCACUCGGCUGCAUGUUAAUAGACAUAGCAAAGUUUCUCCUCAUCUUUUUCCUCGUCCUCUGUUCGUUUGCAUGCGGCCUCAACAAACUUUAUUCAGACUAUCUGAGCAGUUUCAGAAAAAGGUGUACGGCCGAAGAAGGGGAGUACUGUUCGGCAUUGCAAAAUAACGACUUUGACGGACUCCCUAGAACAUUGCUAACUCUGCUAUGGGCGUUGUUUGGCUUGGUCCAGAACACAGCACCAAAACUGAACAAAGAGGAUUCAGACCAAGAGUACUUUGUCGAACAAGUUGGAGAGUUAUUGUUCCUGGUAUACCACCUGAUGUCAAUCAUAGUUCUUCUCAACAUGCUGAUUGCUAUGAUGAGCAACUCUUUCCAAAUUAUUGAGGACCAUGCUGAUCGGGAAUGGAAGUUUGCUCGGUCUAAACUUUGGAUGAGUUACUUUGAUGAGGGGUCCACGCUUCCCCCACCCUUCAACCUGAUCAUCAGUCCAAAAUCAAUACUCUAUGCUGCGAUGGCUUGCAAGAGGGUCUUCUCAUCUAGGGUCACAAAGAGCAAACACAAACCCAAACCAAGGAGAGACUGUUCCAUGAAUGACUCCAUGAAGAAUGUAGAUGGGUCUAUCGGACCGAACAACUCCCCUGAAUACCGGUAUCAAGACGUCAUGAAACGGUUGGUGAAUCGCUACAUCCAUCAGUGUAAAGCAGCUCGAAAAGCAGACGGCGUAAAUGAGGAUGAUCUCAAUGAAAUCAAACAGGACAUCUCCAGUUUGAGAUAUGAACUCCGUGAGGACCGGAAGAAAGAGGAAGCCCGCGGAAGCUCCAACAUGCACAACAUCCGACGAGAUAUUAUACGUAUAGUAAGAAGCACGAGCUCAACAACCGAGCCAACGAGUACAACCUUAGAUGUCCGAUCUCAACCCGGGAGUGCUACCAGUACAGAAUCCCUGCAUAGUCCCAACAAGGACACGAGUAGCACUGGUGCGUUAAGGCCGAUUCUACUUGGAAGCGGGCAAGGAAGUGCAUUUAGACGAUUUGAGGGCAUGGUUGGACGUGAAGGUGGAAAUACCAAUCCAAGCACUGUCAAUAUUGCAUAUGCACGUGACGACGGUGGACUAGAAGAGCUGGUGUCACGUGUCGAUCUCGAAACAAUGAAAAAGGACAUUUUGAGAGGGAUACAAACAGAGGUGCAGCAGUGCUUGCGAGAGGUACUCCUAACGCAGAGGCAUCUCCAGCAACGCCCGUCCAUCGAUGGGCUGACGUCCCCUCCUCCCCCGGUACCUCCUCCGCCUCUUGAUUUGGAAUUCACUGAUUUACCUCCCAAUAAUAAUGGACAGUAUUUUUCAUACAGGAAUGCAGCCUUUGAAUAUGACGAAGAAUUCAAAACAAAGAAUCCAACUUUGACUCAGCUCUGAACACGGCCAUUAAGAAAAACUCAAUGAAUGAUGCAUGAUUUAGUGGACUUAUGAAGAUAAACUGGAAUCAACUAAUCUGUAUUUUUAUCUGUGUCGUUAUUCAUCAAUCAUCAAACCAACUACUUUGCUGCGUUGAUUUGCCACAUAUGAAGAUUGAAACAUUUGGGAUACCUCAUCUAAUAAGAAAUCUUCGAACCAAAUGUACCUUGGGAAAACUUCUACAGUGCAUUGAUUAGCCAAGUCAUUUUGGAUAUUUUAUCGCAUAAGAAAUCUUUGAAUCUUAUUUUCAUUUACCUUGUGGAAACUUCUUCAGGGCUUGGAUGUGCCACAUAGUUAAGAAAAUUGUGCCAUUUUGGAAGUUUUCUCACAGAAGAACCUUAAACCUUAUGUACUUUGAAAAACUUCUUACUGGAUGGGUAUGCCACCUAGGAUAAUUGAACCAUUCAAGAUACCUUAUGACGAAAGAAAUCAUUGAGCAGUACAUACUUUAAGGAGGCUUCUUUAGAAGGAAAUUGAACCAUCUGGGAUGUUUCAUCACCAAAAAAAAUCCUUAAAUGCUAUGUACUUCUAGAAAAUCCCUUCAAUGCACGGAUAUACCACAUAAGAGCAAUUUUUUUGUUACUUCAAGAAAACUUAUUCAGUGUGUAUAUAUAUAUAAUAUAUAUCGCAUAGGAAAAUUUAACCAUUCAAUAUCCUUAUCACAUAAGAUAUCCUUGAACUUUAAUAGCGUACAAAAUAGGAUGUUCCUUUGGUUCACCGUAGAAAGUUUCUUUGCUUCAUUGAUAUGCCACAUAUGAAAACUGAGCCAUCUUACCAUAUAAAGAAUUCUUACAUUCGAUGUACAUUGAGGAAAAUUGUUGUUUGCCAGUUUGGUGUCAAUUUUGUGUUAUAUGUGUGAGAACAAAACUGUGUAACUGUCUUUCAGUUAUUAUUAAGGACCAAUUUAUUCCUAUAAAGGGUCAGUUCCCUUUACCAAAAAAAGUUAGAUUCACUUUGCAAUUUUAAAAAAGAUUGUUAGGUGAUACAUUGCAUGUGUUUUAUAGUUAUGGUCAAUGCAACUUAAGAAAGUCAUGAAAAGAGUUGUUUACACUGCUUACAAACAAUAGCCAACUUUAACCCUAACUAGAGCUGCAUGAGACUUUGCGUUAAGGGAACACCACCCUUCAUCCAAAGCCCUCUACUCACAGUUUCGCUGGAAAGGUGCGUUGGGAGUGUUCACUCGUGUUUGUUAUGUAAAUCUCUCACCGCCCCUCCUCAGCUCAUAUAUGUCUCUCCCCUGAUCCAUCUGCUUCUAUAUUCCUGUAAUUCCGUCUCUCUGCUGCCAAUGGCAUCCAUCAUAUCUCUUUCUGUUUCUCAGUCUCUCACUCCCCCUCUGCUUCUCUUUCCUCUGUCCAUCUCUUUCUUGCCCCCCCCUCUCACUCUCUCUCCUUCUCUUUCUUCUGUCAAUCUCCCCCCCUCUCUCUCUCCCUCUCUCUCUCUCUUCCAAUGCCUCUCAUCCCAAUCGGACCCUAUUCCAAUAAGGAGGUUUCAAUUCGGAAAUUUUGAAACCAUGGCUGGGGCCACAUUCAUUCGUUAUUCCGCAGCUUCGUUAUUCCGAAGGUUCGUUAUUCCGAAGGUUCGUAUUUCCAAAGGUUCGUAUUUCCGAAGGUUCGUA